AUGGCAUCAUCUUCAGAAAAUUCGUGUCCAUUAUUACAAGCUAAUAUUUUCUCUCGACUUGCUCAUCAUUGGCUAUCUCCUUUAUUAGCAAAAAGUCAUAAACAAGGUGUAUUACAUUUGAAUGAUCUUUAUGAUCUUCCACCUCAUCUUAAAUCAACUGAACUUACUGACAAACUUGAAGCAAAUUGGUUUGAUGAAUUGAAACGAUAUCCGGAAAAUCCAAGUCUAAUUCGAGUUACAUUACGUACUUUUGGAUGGAAAAUCAUUUUUCAUGGUGUUCUUGCAUUAUUACAUGUAAGUUAA
Messenger RNA from Rotaria sp. Silwood1, 303 nucleotides. The record is from the annotation of a GenBank genome assembly. Lineage: Eukaryota; Metazoa; Rotifera; Eurotatoria; Philodinida; Philodinidae.